AUGAAGCUCUCCUUUUCCCUCCCCAAGACUGCAAAGCCAGUCGGUGCAGCACCACCUCUCAAGAAACCGGCAGCGUUUGCAUCCCUCGGUGAUGAUGACCCUGUUGAUGCUGCUCCCACUCUGUCCGACAAUAAGGGUGCAGCAGCGAAUAAAAAGCUAUUAGCUCAGAAUGUCGAAUCUUCGAAGGCCGCGAGGAAACGCAUGGAGCAGGAGAUGAAGGUUGAUGCUACGGUGUAUCAGUAUGACGAAGUUUGGGAUAGGAUGCAAGAGGUCAAGCUCAAGCAGAAAGAGGCCAAAGAGGUUGAUUCCAAACGACGAAAGCCCAAGUACAUCGAAGGCCUUUUAACGUCAGCUGCCACACGACGUCUGGAUCAUUUGCGUGCAGAGGACAAGAUGAUGCAACGAGAACGGGAAGCCGAAGGAGAUGAAUUCGCUGACAAGGAAGCCUUCGUCACUCAGGCAUACAAGGAUCAAAUGGCUGAGGUCCGGAGAGCGGAGGAAGAAGAACGACAGAGAGAAGAGGCUGAGAAAAAGAAACAGAAGGGAGCACCAACCGGCAUGGCCCAUUUCUACCGUAAACUAUUGGAAGACUCAGAGCAACAGCACGAAGAGGCAGUGGCAGCAACAGAGACUAAACGCGUCAUUGGUCCACGAGGGCCUGCUCCGAAUCUAACUAUCACCAAGCCUCCGGAACUGACACCAAAAUCGGACCUUGAGCUUGCGCAAUUAGCUAAAGAACGAGGCAAAGAUGUUGAGCUCAACGACGACAAUCAAAUCGUCGACAAGCGAGAAUUGCUCUCUGCUGGUUUAAAUUUGUCUGCUCCCAACACUCGACGACUUGGGCUCCAGAUCACGAAACAAACUGCCAGCACGAGUGAGGUUCAAGCUCACCAGGCAGUAGGAACAGCAGCAAGCCGGAGAGAAAUCAAUGAACGCCGCGCACGGGAAAUCAGGCAACAACUAGAAGAGGAGCGUGAACGAGUGUCAAAACAGAAAGAGGCACAUGAGGAAGAGGCAAGACAGCGAACAAUAUUAAAACGGAACACACAAGAGGACGUGCAGAAUAUCCGUGCACGUUACCUAGCAAGGAAAAGACAGAAAUUGGAGGAGGAAGCAGUGGCAGCUAGUGGAAGUGACGAUCCGGUAUCAUGAGCGUAGAGAUGGAUCUUCAAGUGCUUAUAUGUCAGUACUACAUACAUACUUGCAACGAUUACCCCUGCCCUACAUAUGACAAUGUCCAAUGCCAAGUCUGAUGUUGAGUUCCAAAUACGUGGCUAAAGAAUAGUAUGCUAUGGAGCGAUGUGACGGCCAUGUAGUGUUUUCCUCAUCGUCGCUUGUAUUCGUUGAAAUUCUUUUAGUACUGAAGCAGCCGAUGGCCGCUUGUCAGGGUUUUCAUGAAGCAUCGGUUCGGCUAGACGCAUAAGUUCGGGCACGUGAAAUUCAGCGAGCUCGCACGCUCUGAAAAUUAGAACCCCUAGUGCCCAUACAUCGAUCAUAAAUGGGUUACUUAGCUGACCAUGUUCAGCUUCUGGUGGGAUCUCC
Messenger RNA from Suillus subalutaceus, 1542 nucleotides. RefSeq names its product coiled-coil domain-containing protein 55-domain containing protein. The transcript has 4 exons. The record is from RefSeq and is a predicted model, not a curated record. Bases 1 to 1152 code for a protein of 383 amino acids. Lineage: Eukaryota; Fungi; Basidiomycota; Agaricomycetes; Boletales; Suillaceae. Gene Ontology annotation, biological process: regulation of alternative mRNA splicing, via spliceosome.